AUGGACCGAUUGAAGCUUCCUUCUCGACAAUCCUCCAUCACCCUUCAGGACAUCACCCUCGAUAACUGGGCUGCCGUCACCCGUCUCGUCGUCAACCAGGACCAACUUGGCCUAGCCCCGUCAAACCUAGAAUCCCUCUGCGAGCAUCAAUUCCAUAUCCCCCAAUCGAUCGUCCGCGCCAUCUUGGCCGAUGGCACCCCUAUUGGAUACAUUCGACUCCAACAGGAGCCCAAGGACCAGGGCCAGGACCAGUCCGUGGGCGACAGCAACCAUUCUAUGUUUCUACUGCUCAGCUUCAUGAUAGCGAAGUCAUGUCAAGGGCUCGGCUUCGGGACCAAGGCCAUAUUGUUACUCCAACAGGAAAUGCGGGAUCGAAAAGGGUUCAAGGGGAUCAGAGUUCUCACGAAACCGUUCGCAACCGUUCAUCCGGAGGACUCGCCUGAGCAUUUCUUUUCGGGCCUUGGAUUUGAAGCGAGCGAGGAUCCAGGGAAGCAGGAGUUAAUCUGGAUUCCUUAG
Molecule: messenger RNA, 516 nt
Organism: Gamsiella multidivaricata
Lineage: Eukaryota; Fungi; Mortierellomycota; Mortierellomycetes; Mortierellales; Mortierellaceae
Exons: 1
Coding region: 1-516 (171 amino acids)
Molecular function (GO): acyltransferase activity, transferring groups other than amino-acyl groups
Source: RefSeq, a predicted model, not a curated record